This is a messenger RNA of Suillus clintonianus, 1422 nucleotides long. RefSeq lists its product as uncharacterized. NCBI's taxonomy places the organism in Eukaryota, Fungi, Basidiomycota, Agaricomycetes, Boletales, Suillaceae. The transcript has 5 exons. Bases 1 to 1422 code for a protein of 473 amino acids. The record is from RefSeq and is a predicted model, not a curated record.
AUGCCAGUGGCUCGUGCGCGGGAGUUCACUGACAAGUACCCGGGAUCCGUGCAGCUGCACCUUUCGAGACGUUUGAAGACGGGCGCUACGCACAUUAAUUUUGCGUCUGCCACUGCCAGUGGCAACAUUUCCAGCCUAGUCACGUGCAUUUUUUACUUCGGUCACUUUCGUACAUUGAUGAUUCCAUCUGAAGAAACGUUGGAGAAGCUGUCCCAGGUCGCUGUCAAAGGUGCUGAAUAUGACUCCCCCGAACGCCAGCCACAUCCGAAAUGUUUGGAAGGGACCAGGGUAAACCUUCUCAACAACAUCCACCGAUUAUUAGACAACCGGGAGAAGAACCGACUUAUUUGGUUGCAUGGCAUGGCAGGCAUUGGAAAGUCUGCCGUCGCGUUCACCGUGGCUGAGAGGAUGAGAGCUCUCAGUUUCAUUUCAGACCACGCAACUAACGAGAGGCGGCUCGCUGGAUCGUUUUUUUUUCUCGCGCAAGCACACCACACGGUGCACGACUGCGUCCGGGAGGACGUGAACAGAUCUAUACACAAGGAUCCCGCUCUUCUAGGCCCCGACAAGUCACUUCGCGAACAGAUGAAUGCGCUGUUUCUGCAACCUCUCCGGAGACUUCGUUUCAGACUAAAGGAGUCCUUGGUAUUUGUUAUUGACGCCAUUGAUGAAUGCACGUCCGAAACCGAGCUUGCUGAUCUCAUCUCCCUGCUUGGUCAAGCCCUUCGUGAACCUAAUCUCCCCGUAAUCCACAUUCUACUCACAAGUCGCUUGGAAGCACAUAUCCGUGAAGCCAUCCAGAAAUUAGAGGUGCGGCUUGCGGACGAGAUACCGGGGGCCACCAUCAUCUCGUUAGACGGAACAGAUGUCGACCAAGACAUCUAUACUUUCUUGGAUUAUUCCUUCAGACAGUUGCAACUUCGCUAUCUAGAUUUCCCUCCACCAACAAGGGAUCAACUUGCGCGGCUUGUUAGCCGAACCGGCAGACGUUUCAUCGUGGCAUCUACGAUGAUCAAGUUUAUCGUCUGCGAUGGAUACAAAGACCCCCGUGAUCGCUUUCAGCUCAUCCUCGAGUUAAAAUGCGACUUUCUACCAGGAACGGAGGUGUACGAGUUAUACGACCUUAUCCUUUCCACAUGUGCCAACCCCAAGCGGGCAUAUCAGCAAUUGUCCAUUGUUGCUACCCUUAAAGACCCUCUAUCCAUCCCACAACUCUCGAAACUUCUCGGGCCUGGUCAGGGCAGUGAUGUUGAGGAAGUACUAGUGCAGUUACGGCCAAUCAUGGAAAUUCCUAUCGACAACCACCUUCCUGUGAAUAUUUGUCAUUCGUCCGUUCGUGACUACGCUUCGGACCCCUCAAACUGCAGCCUUCCUGAAACAUUCCAGAAAGCACGACCCUCCUUAAUGCCCUCUCAGCAUUGA